This is a messenger RNA of Gryllus bimaculatus (two-spotted cricket), 2381 nucleotides long. The record is from the annotation of a GenBank genome assembly. Lineage: Eukaryota; Metazoa; Arthropoda; Insecta; Orthoptera; Gryllidae.
GAUGCUCAAUUGUUCAAAACAACAGAAACUUAAAUGCUGCUUAAAUGUUUGUGUACAAUACGACAGGAAAAUGAAACAGUGUACGAAAAGCAAGGAAAUGGGACCCUGUCAGUGGUGUAUGCUGCGUGUUGUGAAUGCUUGAGCUGAAUUGUUAACCAUUAACGCUGCGCAAGUACGAACGAAGAACGUGCGAUAUGUUUUUGAUAUGUUCUACUGCUUGAAUAGUUAUGAAUUCGUUUCUUUCUCUUUUGGAAGAAGAGGCUCCUGAGAAAAGGGUGUUUGAGUGGCUGAAGCAUUGUAGUGCUGCCCCCAAAGAUGUAGAGUAUUCUAGGGAGGAUUCUGGAUGCCUUCAAAAUGAAAGAAAUGAGACUGAGUUGACUGCUAAUUUUCGUCUGAGAAACAAAAGUUGUGUGUUAAAAUUGUACAGUCGUGAAGAAUGUCAGCACAUUAUCACAUAUAUUGUAGAAAACGAUGCUUUUCCAUUUCUAAAAGGAACAUUGCUGUGGCAAAAAAUGGAAAAUGAGAAGGUCUGUUACAGAAGUUGGCAGAGUAUGAAGGAGCAGUUUAUUAAAAAAAUUUAUCCUAAUUUAGGGGAAUAUCCAGUAAAGCCUGAUGAUAGAAAGAAAUUUAUGGAAUAUAUGAAACCAUCUCCUCCACAAAAAAUCAUUCAUAUGGAGCCUGGACAAAGAGGAUGGAGAAAAAAUGGAAGAUAUUACACGAUUGAAGAAGACUUAAUUAUUUUAAAAUAUAUUUUUCAUAGACGUAGGCACCUACAAGUACACGGGAAUUCUUUAUGGCAAACAAUGGAAGACAGACAAAUUCUCCCUGGGCGUACAUGGCAGUCAAUGAGGUCUCGAUACUUGAAUGUCAUCAGGCACUCUUUGGAUGAAUAUAAAUCACAAGACACUGGUAUUAAAUCGUUCGAGUUACACGAAAAAGGCAAGGCAUAUCGCACAAGAAAGUUCUUCAGUCAGGCGCAUUCAAGAUCGAAGAAGAAGAAGAAGAAAAGUAAUGUGAGUGUAUAUUCACCGCUAUCUUCUUGUACAAAUACAAAAAAAUUGGUUAGUAGGAAGGUUGCAAACCAACAAGAUAUUCGCAAAUAUGCCAUCUCGACCGGUACUCAACUUGCUUCUAAAUUGAAAGUGUUAGGAAAGAACAUGGAGCAUUUAAAACACCAUAAUAAAGAAAUGCAACCAACAAGUUGCUCUUUAGUGUAUCAUGAAGCUUCUGACAGUGAGGCACCAGCAGUUGACCAGCAAAAUACUUCUGAGAAGAAUAAAAAAAAUAAAGAUAUGAAAAGAAAAGAAGUUGAAUGUUCCAUUUCUUGCAACAUUUCAAGUGUAUUACCUGACUUACAAAAUGAUGCUGCUUCAACAAAUGAGUCUGUGGGCGAAAGUGAUAAUUCAAAUAAGAAAUCGGAUCAGUGUGAUAGGACAGUUGAAAAUUCAAGAAGUGGUGUAAAUUCACAUGAUUGUUCAUCAAUAUCUUGUGAGAGUCUGAAGAAAAUUGUGAAACACCCUCCGACAUUAGUCAACAAUCGAUCUUCAGAAAAAUGUGAAAAUAGUAAUAAUGAGGACAGAAAUAAUGUUGAAUGUUCAAUACCUGAUCAUAUUUCUGAUUUACAAGAGUUUGUCUCUGACAGUGAGAUUUGUGAUAUGGCACCAUCUUGUAAUGCAAAUCAUUCACAAUCUGAGGGACAGGUUAUAGAUGAUGAAACUCGGAGUGAAAUAUCACGAGGUAAGCUUUGAUUACAUUAGAUUUUAUUUAUUUGAAUGAGAACUUGUGUAAAGAUUGUUUUAACUAGUUAAUGAGUUUUUAGACUUUCAAGACAUACUGGUGGAUCAUGGUUCAGUUUUAUGGGGAAACAAGAGCGCCAACUUUUAAGAAAAUAUCGAGGGGGAUUGUAAGAUAUCCGUUUUAUGUAUUGUAAAGCUUUCUUAUUUUAUUUGUUCCAAAUUUUGCCCUGCUUGCUAUACUAGUUCAAUACAGGCGGGUUCGAUUCGUAAUUUUACUUACCCCGCCGCCAUUGCAAUUGGUAGACGUGCUAUUCGUACGAAUGGGCACGUUUUUCUUGAAAUUCUCUUUUUUAAUAAUUAAUAAUCAGCAUUUUGUAUUUUAUUUCAAUUACUCUAUAAUUCAAUUGUAAGUUUUUAAAAUCAGUUUCGAAUAUUUUCUAAAAUUAUUGAAAAUAGUUUUUUUAUUCAAUAUACGUCACCUAUCUUUGCGGGCUCUUCAUCUUCUCGGGUGGAAGACAUCUUCGUAUUUUGUCCCCUCCGAUGCCCUAAUAUCACUAUCCUCACUGCUCCGAGUAGCUGUUAACAAUCGUACUUGAUUCAGAGAUUAAAACAAUGGAAUGAUUAUUCAUGGUGGAUUUUUUUUUU